Strongylocentrotus purpuratus (purple sea urchin) is the source of this 1857-nucleotide messenger RNA. RefSeq names its product cytochrome P450 3A6. The transcript has 13 exons. The coding region runs from base 74 to 1702 and encodes 542 amino acids. NCBI's taxonomy places the organism in Eukaryota, Metazoa, Echinodermata, Echinoidea, Camarodonta, Strongylocentrotidae. The record is from RefSeq and is a predicted model, not a curated record. Gene Ontology annotation, molecular function: oxidoreductase activity, acting on paired donors, with incorporation or reduction of molecular oxygen; heme binding; steroid hydroxylase activity.
ACAGUCGGUGGGCUAGCGGUACCGUGUAUACAUUCAAAUCGCCGUACUAGACGAUUGUAAAAUCAAAUUCGAAAUGGAGGUCGAGGUGCUUGGAAACGCGAUGUCGUUGACAUCGCUCUUGGUCCUGAUCGCUCUGGGUUUCAUCGUCCUACUCUUACUAAAUGACUACUGGGCCCACGGAUACUGGAAGCGGCGAGGGAUACCCUUUGAGCCCCCUCUUCCAAUCAUCGCUAAUAUGAGAGUCUUCGCUAAGGGUGUUGUUGAGGCCUUCGAGGUCAUGCAGGAAAAGCAUGGCAAGGUGUAUGGGAUAUAUUCUUUUCGAACUCCCGUGCUUGUGGUUGGUGAUCCUGAAAUGCUACGCAGCAUCACCGUUAAGAACUUCAACAGCUUCCACAGCAGAGUAGAUAUACCCCAAGCUGCCGGGGAGUUAAGGAGCAUGGUGUCCAUUCUGGAAGGCGAGCGCUGGAAGGAAGUCAGGAACAUUCUAACCCCAACAUUCAGCGCAGCAAAGAUGAAACAGAUGUCGAGUCUCAUUAACACCAACGCAGACACUUUGGUGAAGUACAUCGGCAUCAAGCAAACAGAGAAAGGACGCAUUGAAUGCCCAGAGGUUUUCGGAUCUUUCGUGAUGGACACGAUUGGAAGCUGUGCGUUCGGUCUCAACAUCGAUUCGCAGUCGAAUCCCGGUAACCCAUUUGUGACGAACGCGAAAAGCGCUUUCAAGUUUGACUUCCAGAAACCACUCUUCAUCCUAGGAAGUCUGAUUCCAUCGUUAGGGAGACUUAUGGCUAAUCAUAGGAUCUCAAUGUUGAUUCCUGCUGAUGUGCUCGACUUCUUCAAUGACGUCACCAAGAAAACUAUCAACCUGAGAAAAGAAGCAGUAUCUGGAUCAAACUUUAAAAGGGUUGACUUCCUGCAAUUGCUGCUCGAUGCUCAGAAGCAGGAAACAGUCGACAAGGCCAUUGACCCUGUAGAGGACGACAAGGAGAACGACAUCCAUGAUGACUUGGACAAGCAUCACGAUGUCAACUACCACACCAAGAGUCUCGGCAAGGGAGCUCCUCUGACCGAUGUAGAAGUGUUUGCACAGGUGCUAAUUUUCUUCACCGCUGGAGCCGAGACAACCACUACUCUCCUUGGGUUCAUCUUCUACGCGUUGUCCAUGAACCCAGAUAUCCAGGAGAAGCUUAUCAGCGAGGUUGACGAGGUGACGCCCUCACGCGACUCCGUCGGGUAUAGUUCCAUCGCCACCAUGCCCUACCUGGAUCAAGUGGUCUGCGAGACACUUCGGUUGUUUCCACCCGCUGGCAUUUCUAACAGGAUGUGUAACGAGACCUUUGUACACAAUGGAUUGAUGAUUGAGAAGGGCACCCAAGUCUUCAUUCCUGUCUACAACAUCCAUCGCGAUCCGGACUACUGGCCAGAACCGGAGAAGUUUGAUCCGGAGAGAUUCACCAAAGAAGCCAAGGCCAAGCAACACCCGCUCGCUUGGCAACCUUUCGGAGCCGGUCCUCGCAACUGUAUCGCGAUGCGUUUCGCUUUAAUGGAAACCAAGAUGGCCGUCGUGCGCGUACUUCAGAACUACCGCUUCGAGACAUGCGCUGAGACGGAGAUCCCUCCGACGUUCGGGCGAUCUGGUUUCCUGACACCACCCAACGGGGUCACGCUUAGUGCGGUACCCAGAACUGACAAGGUUGCCUAGACACGAUCUCAGAUACGUGGAAGAGUUCAAACAACUCGAGGGCGAAUUGACUACCUUAUUGUAUGUCUGUAAGAAAUCAUUUUCGGAUGACACAAUAUGUCAUUGUAUGUUUUAUAUAAUAAUAAUAGGUCCAUUUAUAUAGCGCAGCCACUAUU